Molecule: messenger RNA, 1751 nt
Organism: Daucus carota subsp. sativus
Lineage: Eukaryota; Viridiplantae; Streptophyta; Magnoliopsida; Apiales; Apiaceae
Product: protein PEP-RELATED DEVELOPMENT ARRESTED 1, chloroplastic
Exons: 9
Coding region: 35-1228 (397 amino acids)
Biological process (GO): regulation of DNA-templated transcription
Cellular component (GO): chloroplast nucleoid
Source: RefSeq, a predicted model, not a curated record
GGUAGACGUCACAAAACUCAGAGGGACACUUGCCAUGGGGUCUUCUAUGUUAUCUCCCUCUUGUAAAUUCUCCGUAUAUUUUCCCCCUGCUUCUUUAGUGACAAAUCGGUGGUAUGAUUAUUCAAAUUCAUCAUUUAUUAAGUUUGAUAAGCAAACUAACAGGCAGAAGGUGAAUAAGUGUAGUGCCAGUUAUGAAGUUGGUGGAGGUUAUUCACAAGAGGAAUUGAAUGCUAGAGACAGCACAAGAAGAAAGCAGCAGGGGAAAGAGGAGCCAUCUGUUGAUUCUUCUGCUCAGUAUCAAGCUAUCCUCAAAGGUGGAGAUCAAGUCACCUCUGUUCUUGAAGAGAUUGCGAAGCUGUUGGAAGACGAUAACAUGGAUGAAGCAUCCGAGGAGAUGGCCGUGCAGUUGGCUGCACAAGGAGUGAUUGGGAAGAGAGUUGAUGAGAUGGAGUCAGGAUUUAUGAUGGCCCUAGAUUACAUGAUACAAUCUGCUCAGAAUGACCAGGAUGAUAAGCGCAAGGCACUUUUGGAGGUGAUUAAAGAAACCGUCUUGUCACAUCUUACAAAGAAAUGCCCUCCACAUGUUCAAGUGAUUGGACUUUUGUGUAGAACUCCUCAGAAAGAUAGCAGAAGUGAGUUACUUAGGCGAGUUGCUGCAGGUGGUGGUGCUUUUAAAAGUGCGGAUGGCACAAAAGUUCAUCUUCCAGGAGCAAACCUAAACGACAUAGCUAACCAGGCUGAUGAUUUACUAGAGACAAUGGAAACGCGGCCUGUUGUUCCUGACCGGAAGUUGCUUGCCAGACUUGUUUUGAUAAGAGAAGAGGCCCGUAAUAUGAUGGGAGGUGGAAUACUAGAUGAGAGAAAUGACCGUGGUUUAAGUACACUCCCUGAACCAGAGGUGUACUUUUUAACUAAACUUGUUGCUCUGAAACCUGGGAAAACUGUGCGUGAGAUGAUCAAAAAUGUGAUGCAAGGAAAAGAUGAAGGUGCAGAGGAAUCUGAUGAUGAAGAAGCAAGUAAAAAUAGAAAAAGAGUUUCAAGUAGAAUUGCUGGAAGGGCUACUGUUACUGGGGUGAAGCCAUUGCCUGUGCGUCCAGGCAUGUUUUUGGAGACCGUAACCAAGGUGCUAGGUGGUAUAUAUGCAGGAAAUGUCCCUGGUAUCACAGCACAACAUCUUGAAUGGGUUCACCAGAAUACUCUUCAAGUUCUUCAGGAAAUAGCUUUCUAGCUAUGCAUGGCAGGCAUUACAUCCAUUUACCCAUACAAUUUUGACCGCAGUCCUUGAUCAUGGGAUUACUUGUAAGCAAGAUAGGUAAUUUCAAGACCCAACUUAAAUAUCUAUAGUGCAUAUAUGCUCUCACUCGUUAAAAACCCAACCGAAGAAUGUACUUAUAGACGCAAGACGAGUGAGAAAUCGUGAUAGUCUUAAUGGGGCUAUUAGUAGUUUUGUCCUGCUAAUUUAUGUUAAGAUACCCUUUGAUAAACCUAGGCCUGGGUUUUGGUCAGGGAGCUGUGAUUCUGCAUGUAUAUGGCGUUUAAAAUCUCAAUUCUCUAGAUUUAGUCAAGUUCACAGUUCAAUAAACUAAUAAUUUCAGUAUCGAUGUUCUUGAUUCUUAUCAAAAAAUUUAGUUAUGAAGGAUCUAAAGAGGAACUUGCCAAUGAGCAUUCCUUAUUUGUAGCUUUGUAAUUUUGGCCUAGUGGGUAUCUUUCUUCUCUGGGUAACAAGAAAUCAAGGGUUCAUCUUCAACAGA